AUGGCUUCGCCUACAGCAGGAGCAAGUGAAGCUCCUCAGGGGGGACAAAGCCCUGGGGGAGCAAGUGAACAGCCUGUUCUGACAGGCGAAGUGGUGCUGAACCAGUUGGCAGCUGCCGUGGCGCAGCUGGCUCAGGCGACUACCUCGAGCGGCCAAAGCUCGAGCCAGUGGAAGGAGACGAAGUAUGUGAAGGCCCCGGACCUCUUCAAUCCGAAGUCUUUGGAAGAGGAGGCUGCUCAGUGGGGCGAUUGGUCGUUCCACUUCCAUAACUUCAUGACGAUUCAGGACUCAGGCUACCGUUCCGACUUUGAGAAGUGCGAGUCUGCCAGCAGCUUUGUCAACUUUGCUGAUUAUGCUGCUGAUGUGAAGGAGAGAGCUCUUCGACUCUACUCUGUGUUGGCGAGCUACCUCCGGGGUCGCCCGCUAAAGCUGCUUCGUGCAAACAAGAAUGGGGACGGCUAUGCAGUCUGGAGGCAGCUUUGUGAUGAACUACAACCACGCUCGCGCCCACGUGCCUUAGCUUUGGCGCAAGCGCUGUCGCGCUUCCCACCGCACAAGGAGGGCACUUCUCUCUUAGAGUACAUCUUGGGCUACGAACGGCUCAUUGCGGAGUACGAGGCUGUGGCGACGCAGAAGUAUCAGGAGGAUCUCAAGAUCUCUACGCUCCUUGCUGGCUUGCCUCAGGAGGUCAAGCGCUAUAUGUACCUUCAGGUCAACGACUCCACGACCUACUUGGGCUUGAGGGAGAAGCUGUUGCAGUACAAGCGGACGUCUUCUACGUGGACGGCAGAGAGCAUGCUGAAGUCCCUCGGCGGCGACUUCAUCACUGAUACUGACGCGAUGGAUGUGGACCGUGUUGCCGAUGCCAAAGGCAAGGGCAAGAAAGGCGAUAAAGGCUCGAAGGGCAAACCCGGUAAAGGCGACUACGGUAAGAAGGGCGAGUACGGCAAGAAGGGCAAUGAGAAAGGCUGGCACCGUGAUGGCGGCAAAGGCUAUGGCAAGGGCUCGGCGAAAGGUGGGAAAGGCAAGAAAGGAGAUCCUGGGAAGAAGGGCUCUCCUAAGGGCUCUUUGUCUUUGGUGGAGUGCUGGAAGUGUGGCAAGCGAGGACACUACGCAGCAGAGUGCCGAUCGAGAGUCAACCAGGUGAACCAGGAUGACGACGCAGCUUCGGUGCAGACGAGGGCAACGACCUCUUCCGCCACGACAGCAAGCACAGCCGCUCCUGCGGCAAAGGCGCAAGUUCGUCGAGUACAUAUGGUGGACCUCGAGCAGCUUGAUGAGGACCAGGUGCUCGGUGUUGAGUUUUUGGGCUCUGUGCGUAUGGUGCAAGAAGUUGACAGCGAAGUCGAAGACGAGCUUUCUUGCAGCAGUGUCCAGUGCUUCACCAUAGGCAGCGACAAUGAGAAUGAGUUUUCUUUUGAGCUUUGCAGUUCCCUGGACCUGAUAGCAGAUGAUAGCCACUAUCAGAUAGUGGUGAGCUUGAGGCUGAGAGUGCUUUCCAUGUUCGUGCUGUUGCUGCUGACUCCAAUUUGCAUGAACUCGUUUGCAGACGUCGGCCAACACAGUCGUGAGAGCUCGUUCCUGCUAGAUGCGCAGGGCAACAGGAUUCCCCAAGGCCAGGUCCGAACGUCUGUGAUUUUCGAGGUUGAGGGUACCGAUGGCGAGGUCAUUCAAUUUCGUGACAAGGCAGUGCUAGCUCAAGUUCGGCAGCCGUUGUUUUCCUUCGGAAAGUUGCUUCGCGAUCAGUGGUUGCGCGAGCUGAACCCUCAUCAGGGCUGGUGCCUCAGAAAGGACGAAAGAUCCUUCGGAGUGCACUGGAGCAAGAACUCUCUUGCUACUUACAUGAGGAUCCUGAGGGUCGAAGGAGAGUGCGCCAAGCCGGAUCACGAGCCGGCGCCUCCACAGGCACCCCUGGCUAUGGCCGUGAGGUUGGUGGUCGAGAUCUCUGAUGAUUUGGAGAUUCAUGCGCAGGCCCCAGGCUGGAGCUUGAAUUCUAGCAUGCAGCCAGUGCACAUGGGAACAAACAUGGAAACCACCUUUGAUGGCUCUGGACCAUACUUCUUUGCCGCGGUGAUCGCAAGUAUGAAGUCUUUGAGUGCUGUGAAGUUUGGGAAGAUCGUCUUGAGUUUGGUUUCGGUCUUGAGCUUGAUGAGCCAGCAGACGGAGCAGCUGGCGAACCUGAAGGAGAUGGCCGUGGAGGAGAGAUUAGUCGAGCUUCGACUUGGUUGCCGGUUUCUGGGCAUCUCGAAGAACGGCUCAAAGUCAGCGGUGUCGCAGCGCUUGAAGAAAGACGUAGCACACAGCAAGUUGCAGUUGGAGGUUGCAGCAUCGGAAGCCGUGAGGGCAGAGUUUUCCCGAGAUCCCAGAGUUCAGGCACUCCCCGUUCCUCCAAGUCCCGAGCUAGUGGCACUACAUGAAGUCACACACCUUCCUCGUGCUGAUUGGUGUGAAGCUUGCAUAGCCGCCCGGAGUCGUGAAGAUAAAAAUGAAGCAGCAGGCCCCAAACGUGAAUUCCCGGUGAUCUCUCUGGAUUUUAUAUUUGCGAAGACUGAUGGGGAAGAAGCACCUCUUGCCACUCACCUGGUGUGCGUGGACUCUCAAUCCAAGUACGUGGUAGCAGUUGCACUUGCUUCCAAAGGAGGCAAAAUCUUGAAACAUGCUGUGGAAGAGGUGGUUGGCAUGCUGACGGUUCUCGGCUAUGCCAAAGUGAUCCUAAGCAACGACACAGAACCGUCCAUGAAACAACUUGUGAACUCCAUUGUUGCUGUGCGUGCCAAGAACAACUUGGCGACAGAGCUCGCACCCGUCGGGCCGGACUCCUCUGUAUAUGGGUCACUUCGUUCUGAGCGUUAUCACCAGACCGUCCGCAACCUCGGCAAUUGCCUCCUGAAAACAAUAGAGCAACGGACAGGACACAAGGCCGAGACUUGGAGCCCGCUGCAUUCAUGGGCGUUUGUGCAUGCAGCCUUCCUGGUGACGAGGUUCCAUGUUCACCGGGAUGGAUAUACAUCCCAUGAGUUAGUUUAUGGACGGAAGUACGACCAGAAGCUUUGCCCGUUUGGCUCUGCGGUUUAUGCACAAUACCUUCCGAAAAACAAAAACAAGGGAGAAGUUUGGCGACAAGGUGUUUGGUUUGGCAGAGCGAGGAUCGGAAAUCUGUAUGGGAUCGGUGACAGUGCUGGCAUCCACUUUGCCAGAACCAUCCGGAGGCCCACAAAGGCCUACGAUGUGGAGCUUUUGAAGACCAUGCGGGGGACUCCUUACGAUUUCCUGCUGGAUGUGGUGCCUGUGCGCAAGAAGAAGAUGGACAAAGAUCGAUUGCCGAUCUUGGUGGAAGCUGCUCCUAGCCUUUUGUUUGCCGAGGAAGGUGGGAACGCUGGUUCGGGAGAUGAGGCUACGAGUGAUCCUGCCUCCUCUGAGGCCGGGGGCGUUGGAUCGAUGAGCGUGAGCUUGCCUGGUCAAUCUUCUGGGACGGACUCUUCCUCUUCUACGGUGCUUAUUCUUGAUGCUAUGGACGUUGAAGGCGGCGUCAACCAGGCCGCUGAGGAUGAAGACGGCGUUGUUAUUUCGGCUGAGGGGGGGCUCCCCGCAGGCCACUUCGAGGAGGAAGGCUUCCAUGGCGUUCCAGAAGAUUGGAGCGACAUCUUCGAGGAGACUUGGGAGAUCGAGGGUGUCUUGCAGGAGGCGGAAAGACGAAAGUACGAAGAAGGGCCUCCUGUGCUUGAUGCCGACGCUCUUGCGGCAUUGGACGCUGAGAUGGAUGAGGUAGAGAUCCAAAGGCUCUUGGGAAUGAAGGUCCUUGAAGAGAUUGGCCCCGAGGAGGACGUGAGUGAUAUGUAUCGCUUAGGCUGCAAGAACGUUCGAGAUUGGAGGUUUCGUAAUGAUUGGGUGCGGCGGUCACGUUUGGUUGCCAAGGAGUUUCGCUUUCUGCAGCCGUAUAUGGAGAACUUGUAUAGCCCGACUUCGCUGAGUUCUACACAGAGGUUGCUUGCAGGACUUUGUUCUUGUAAUCCCCAGCUUCGUUUAUACAGCGGUUACAUCAAGGAUGCAUACCUCACAGUGAAGCAGAGACGGAAAACCUACAUUGUCAGCAACAGUGGUCGCAUGUACAGGCUGCACUACAAUCUGCCCGGACAAAGGGCAGGUGCUCGAGACUGGCAUGAGAAGCUUAAGGCAGUGCUUGAAAGUGAUGGUCUUCGUGCUUUUGAAGGUGCCCCAGCCCUCUUCUAUGAGCCCCAGAUUUUGAUCGUUUCCACAUAUAUCGAUGACCUGCAAAUGCUAGGACUUGAUGCACGGGUACAGUGCCUGACCAAGAAGAUCGAUGAGGCAGAUCUUCAGUUCGGUGUUGAGGGGCCGUGCACGCCUUGGUCGGGUGAGUGUCGCUUCUUGAAGCGGAAGUUCAUGGGGGUCAACGGGAGCAUUAUUAUUGAGCAAGAUGGGAAACACGUCGAGAAGCUGAUCAACCUGGUCGGUGUCGAGAGAGAGUCUGGCAAGCAGACCCCAUGCCCCAUGAACCCCAACGAUUGGAAGUCCACGAAACCUCUAUCUUCCGAAAAGUCCCCUGCUUACCGCACGGCCAUAGGUAUUCUCCUCUACCUCGGCCCCGAUAGACCCGAAUGCCUCUACACGAUCAAGCUGCUCUCCGCGAAGACUUCCAACCCUACAGAACAUGAGUGGCAUCUCUUGCGACACCUCGUCAGAUAUCUCAAGCUGCAUCCCAAGCGUGGCAUUUCUUUGAGUGCAUGCAAUCCUGGCAAGACCGUUGAGCAGCGCUGGCUUGGGAAUCUUGGUUCUGAGCGAGGCCCGGAAGCUGAUGCUUCCAAAUCUUUUGAGAAUGGUCACCUCAUAGAGUCAAUCUCUGACGCCUCGUGGGAUGGCGAAGCCGACAGGCGUAGCAUCAACGCUUCAGUUAUAUUUUUAAACGGGAAUGCGGUGCACGUGGGCAACAAGAGGCAGAAGAGUCAUUCAUCGAUCGUAUUGGUCUGGGACGUUUGA
This is a messenger RNA of Symbiodinium sp. CCMP2592, 4995 nucleotides long. Lineage: Eukaryota; Dinophyceae; Suessiales; Symbiodiniaceae. The record is from the annotation of a GenBank genome assembly.